AUGACUUCUUCAGAAAUAUUUCGUGUAAUCAAUCCACAUGGAUAUUUCGAUAAAUUCUUCAGCAAUGGAAUAUUUCCAGAUGGUCGGCACAUUCUUUCAUCUCAAAAAUUGGUUUUUAAACAAGGAGAAUGUGGAGGAGUUGGUUCAUCAAUUGUUACUUUUGGAAAUGUUACAAUUUCAUGUACAAUUGAAGCAUCAGUUUCAUUAGAAAGUGAUGCAUCAUUGGUUUCUGUUGAAAUUGCUGAAACUCAACAAUUAGAUGAAAAACAAUCGGAAGAAUAUUGUGGAAUAUUAUUGAGUCUUUUUGAAAAAGAAUAUUUUGUGAAACGAGAAUCGAUGAAAUGUCGAAAUAAUUCUGGCGAAAAGUUGCCAUUGGAUUGGGUUUUCAAAAUUGUUGUCAAAGUUUUGAGUGUUGAUGGCGAUUUAUUGGAUUCUUUAGUGGUAAAUCGUUUUUUUUUUCAAAAGAAAUUUCCCGAAGACAGCUGAAAAAAUUCAUAAAUUAUCUUCAGAAAACUUUUUCAAAAAUUUUAAAAAUAGUUUCAUUCAGGCUGCUGUUGGUGCUGCAUUGAAAAACACAAAACUUCCAACAAUUGUUUUGAAUCGUGGAUUGGAAGAUGAAUCUGCUAUCGAGAAAACACAAAUAUUAGUGGACGAAGCUGUAAGAUUUAUUCUUUUUUGGUUAUUGCUCAAAAUAUUUUUAUAUUCACCUUUUUUCCAGAAUUAUCAUCUCGAAAUCAACAAUAUUCUUAUGAGUUGCACAUUUGGAAUUUUUUUGAAUCAAGAAAACAAAGAAAUUCUCAUCGUGUCACCCGAUGUUGAAAUCUCAAAUGUUUGCACAGCUACAGUAACCGUCAUUAUUGGAAAUGAUUCCAAGAUUGCUUUUUGUCGUCAACGUGGAUCUAUUUCGGAGUUUCAGAUUCUCAGAAAAAUGACUGAAAUUACAAUUGAUAGACGGAACAAAUUUGUUGAAGCUUUGCAAAAAUCCUAA
This is a messenger RNA of Caenorhabditis angaria, 988 nucleotides long. The record is from the annotation of a GenBank genome assembly. NCBI's taxonomy places the organism in Eukaryota, Metazoa, Nematoda, Chromadorea, Rhabditida, Rhabditidae.